Daphnia pulex (common water flea) is the source of this 2846-nucleotide messenger RNA. Its product is annotated as keratin, type I cytoskeletal 9-like. NCBI's taxonomy places the organism in Eukaryota, Metazoa, Arthropoda, Branchiopoda, Diplostraca, Daphniidae. The record is from RefSeq and is a predicted model, not a curated record. The coding region runs from base 239 to 2656 and encodes 805 amino acids. The transcript has 4 exons.
UUUUCCUCCGUCUUGUAUAUUCUCGGCGGUACUGGCCGUGAAAAAUGAAGGGGGAUAUAUAUACACACUAAUCGACGUGUGCGUGUGCCCACUCUGCUGUUGCCGCUGUGCACUGCUUACUAUAUAAGGGACAAUUUGGCGAGCAGAGUGGCCAUACGUUUGCGGAGACUUGUCGAGGAAUCAGCUAUAGUUCUAUACAGUUCUAUUCUAAUAAUAGAAACACACACACGUAGCGGCCAUGGCAAUCAGCAACUUGAAAGUUGCCGUCCUCUUCCUCACGUUGAUUGCGGUCGGAUGUGAGGCUGCCCCAGUCGAUUCUGAUGUCAUGGCGGAUGCGCCCAUCGUCCUUCCGACUCCCGUCAUCGUCGGCGAGAAUUCAGAGGUGAUCCAGUUCGACACUUUGCCCCGGGAAAUUCAACAGCAAGUCGUUGAGGCCCUUCACAAGGAACACGAACAAGUGGAGGCCCGCAACAAGGUCCAAAAGCAAUUGGAAGAAUUCGAUAAAAAUAAAAUCGUCCUGCCCGCACCCGUCAUCGUUGGCGACAACUCGGAGGUGAUCCCAUUUGAAACGCUCCCGCGUGAAAUUAAGCAACAAGUGGUCGAAGCCCUUCACGACGAAUACGAGCAAGUCCAAGCCCGGACCAAGGUGAGGCAACAGUUGGAAGAAUUCGAUAAGAACAAGAUCGUCCUUCCGGCUCCGGUCAUUGUUGGCGAAAAUUCCGAGCAGAUCCCGUUCGAAACUCUCCCGCGGGAAAUUAAGCAACAAGUGGUCGAGGCUCUGCACAACGAGUACGAGCAAGUUCAGGCUCGUACUAAAAUCAGGCAACAAAUCGAAGAAUUCGACAACCACAAAGACAAGAUCGUCCUUCCGGCCCCCGUCAUCGUAGGUGAAAAUUCCGAGCAGAUCCCGUUCGAAACGCUCCCGCGGGAAAUCAAACAACAAGUGGUGGAAGCCCUUCAUAAAGAAUACGAAGAGCAAGUGGAGGCCCGGACCAAAGUCAGGCAACAACUGGAAGAAUUUGACAAAAAUAAAAUCGUCCUGCCCGCACCUGUCAUCGUCGGCGAGAACUCUGAGCAAAUUCCAUUUGAAACGCUCCCGCGUGAAAUUAAACAGCAAGUGGUUGAAGCCCUCCAUAACGAAUACGAGCAAGUUCAAGCUCGGACCAAGGUGAGACAACAACUUGAGGAAUUUGACAAAAAUAAAAUCGUCCUGCCCGCACCCGUCAUUAUUGGUGAAAACUCUGAGCAGAUCCCAUUCGAAGCCCUCCCGCGUGAAAUUAAACAACAAGUGGUGGAAGCCCUUCACAACGAGUACGAACAAGUCCAAGCCCGUACUAAGGUGAGACAACAAUUGGAAGAAUUCGAUAAGAACAAAAUUGUCCUUCCGGCUCCCAUUAUCGUCGGUGAGAACUCUGAGCAGAUCCCGUUUGAAGCACUCCCGCGUGAAAUCAAACAGCAAGUGGUCAUCGCUCUUCACAAAGAAUACGAAGAACAAGUGGAGGCCCGCAACAAGUUGCAGAAAGAGCAUCCGCUGGAGGCAGCCAACGAUCCAUCCAAACAUCAGGUCCAGCUGACGGCGGAACAAAAAACGGAAUUGGAAGCGAUGCUCAUCCAAGAGCAAAAAGUCAUCCAGGCCAUCAAAAAGCACCAAGACGGGCAGCAUUCGUCAUUUCAAACCAACGGAGAAGAAAUUGUUUCGUCUGACGCUCGACUGGCCCAGGAAUUGACUCGCAUGGCCGUCGACGACGGACAGGGAAAUCAAUUUGUCGACAUGGAUAAUCUGCCGGAAGGAAUCAAGACUCAAGUCGCCGAUCUCUUGAUCAAACAGCAACAGCUGGAACAGGACAAGAAAGUCGUAGAGGAGAACAAGGUCGAAGAAUCAAAGCAACAAGAGAAACGACCGACCGAGAAUGCCGAUGACAAGCAAGCCGGAAGUCAACUGGGCGGAAUCUUGGGAACUUUGAUUGGCGGAGCUAUUGGAGGCUACCCUGCUCAAGGCGGUUAUCCUCAAGGUGGUUACCCUCAACAAGGUGGUUACCCAGGUGGCUAUCCAGGAGGCUACCCUCAACAGGGAGGCUACCCCGGCGCUGGUUAUCCGGGCGGAGGCUAUCCAGGCGGAGGCUAUCCAGGCGGAGGCUACCCUCAACAAGGUGGAUAUCCUGGCGCUUACCCCGGAGCUGGAUACCCUCAACCAGGAGGUGGUUAUCCCGGUGGUGGUUAUCCCGGUGGUGGUUACCCCGGAGGUGGUUAUCCCGGAGGACAAUAUGGCAACCGUCCCAACCGGCCAUUGGGUCCCGGCUACGGCAAACAUUGGGGCUUUAACGUUCCUCAAUUGUACCAAUCGCCAUCAGCACCCCAGCAGCGGCCGUACGCGAUUCUAGUCAGUCGUGAACAACUGGCCGAGAUGAUGGCCGGUGCUGGUGGAUCGGCCAACGACGGCGAGAUCGUCUUGGCCCAGCCCAAUUUCGUCAAAAAGAUCAACCCGCAAUUCCAUCAUGAUCCUUACGCUGCUGCCCAUUACCCGCAACAAUUUUACCAGCCACCCGCCAUGAAAUACGGCCAGUAUCGAUACCAUCCGGCCGACAUCCAGCAACGAAGACCGCCAUUCCAUUUCCGACCCUACCAUCCCGAUUUUGUCAACCCGUACUUUUAUUGAAUCCCCCCGCCAUUCGUCCCGCAGAACUGUUUGGUCUAAAAAUUUUUGUUUUCUGGUUUUUUGAAUAACUUAUUUUGCUGCAAGGAUUUGGGGUUUGCUUUUUACUUUUGGGAGGGAUUUGCUGUUUUGUGUGUCUGGUUUAAAAAUUGCAAUCAUUUCAAGUGGAAAUACAUUUGUAAACGCAUUCAAA